Limulus polyphemus (Atlantic horseshoe crab) is the source of this 347-nucleotide messenger RNA. Its product is annotated as T-box transcription factor TBX3-like. The annotation marks the transcript as partial. Gene Ontology annotation, cellular component: nucleus. The transcript has a single exon. Gene Ontology annotation, molecular function: DNA-binding transcription factor activity. Lineage: Eukaryota; Metazoa; Arthropoda; Merostomata; Xiphosura; Limulidae. The record is from RefSeq and is a predicted model, not a curated record. Gene Ontology annotation, biological process: positive regulation of DNA-templated transcription.
AUGCGCUCCGAACCUUCAGAGUUUGCCCAGGGAAUGGCUUACCACCCGUUUCUGCUGCCCCCCAGCCGCCAACCACCUGACUUCAGCGUCAGUACACUUAUUCAGCCGUCCUAUUACCCACUGCCACAUCCCUACCCAACGACCCCCUUCCCCAAGGUACUCUCUGAACUGCCAAGAGUCCGGCCAUACAUAACGGCUAGUCAAAAUGGACUCCUACGGUCGGUAAGAGUUUUGGAGCCCGAAGAAGACAGUGUACAGGAUGAUCCCAAAGUAACCUUGGAGUCCAAGGAACUCUGGGAACAGUUUCAUGCUGCAGGAACUGAGAUGGUCGUCACCAAAACAGGCAG